UUCCCUGUGUAACUGACAGGACAGAGUACUUGGCAAAAACAGACUUCCAGAAGUGGAAAGACAUUUUAACCCCUGUUCUUGUCAGUCCACUCCUCUAAGGGCUCAGCAGCAGCUACCCCUUGCUUCAGGUUAAGGGAAGAGCAAGGUGAUUUUUGCAGAUCUGAAGGGGACUUGGUUAAGGACGCCUGAGAAAGAGGAAGGGUCCAGGAUUUGCCUUCGGGCUUGGAUUGCUGAAUCAAAAUAGCAGGCCCAGCCUCCCACGACGAUGACAGUCACUUAUUCCAGCAAAGUAGCAAAUGCCACUUUCUUUGGAUUUCACAGAUUACUCCUAAGGUGGAAAGGCAGCAUCUACAAAUUGCUGUACAGAGAAUUUAUUGUUUUUGCUACUCUUUACACAGCGAUAAGUGUAUUAUACAGAUUUUUUCUUACAGGUAGCCAAAAACGGUUCUUUGAAAAAUUAUCAAUUUACUGUGACAAAUAUGCUGAACAAAUCCCAGUAACUUUUGUGCUUGGUUUCUAUGUAACUUUGGUGGUGAAUCGCUGGUGGAACCAGUUUGUGAACUUGCCUUGGCCAGAUCGUCUGAUGUUGCUCAUCUCCAGCUGUGUGCAGGGCAGAGAUGAGUACGGGCGCUUGCUCAGGAGGACUCUCAUGCGUUAUGUGAAUUUAACAUCUCUCCUGAUCUUUCGCUCUGUCAGCACAGCUGUGUACAAAAGGUUCCCCACCAUGGACCAUGUCGUUGGAGCAGGUUUUAUGACAAAAUAUGAAAGAAAACUUUUUGACGAUCUUAAGUCUCCCCACCUGAAAUACUGGGUCCCAUUUGUCUGGUUUGGAAAUUUGGCAUCAAAGGCACGAAAGGAGGGAAGAAUUCGAGACAGUGUGGAUCUGCAGACACUGAUGAAUGAGAUGAAUAAGUACCGGUCUUGGUGUAGCCUUUUGUUUGGUUAUGACUGGGUUGGAAUUCCACUGGUCUAUACCCAGGUUGUUACUCUUGCAGUCUAUACCUUUUUCUUUGCCUGCCUGAUAGGGCGUCAAUUUUUGGAUACUGACCAAGGGUAUCAGGGACAUGACUUAGAUAUUUACAUUCCAAUCUUCACACUGCUGCAGUUCUUCUUCUACGCAGGAUGGCUCAAGGUCGCUGAACAACUCAUUAAUCCGUUUGGAGAAGAUGAUGAUGAUUUUGAAACUAACUGGUGCAUCGAUAGAAAUUUACAGGUUUCACUUCUGGCUGUGGAUGAGAUGCACAUGAACUUGCCAAGGAUGGAGAAAGAUAUUUACUGGAAUGAUACCUCUGCCCGCCCACCCUACACAAAAGCAGCUGCUGAUUACUGUAUUCCUUCCUUUCUUGGAUCAACUAUUGAAAUGGGGCUGGCUGAUACCGAAUUUCUCUAUGGGGAAGAGUGGCCUUGGGAAGAGGAGAAACACCAGAGACAGUAUUCGGUUUUGAGAAGAGUCAAGAGGUUUCUCAGCGUCCAUGAGGGUCCUUCAUACCCCACUCACCAGCGCUACAGUCGGCAGACGAGUGAGAAUUCAGUGUUUUUCCCAGCAGAUGAAAAAGGGCACAUCAGACGGCUGCAGGAAAUGCACACAAGAGGGAGGCACUCUACCUUAAGCUUCAAGAAGAAACAUGAAGGAGUUACCAGAAGUAACAGGCUUCAUGGUAGCCGAGAGCUAGGACCCAUAACGGAAACCUCAAGGAAUGAGGCACAGUUUGGUGACAGUGACACCUCAUCUGAGACAACCAGGCCAGUUCCUGAGGUCAUCAUUUCUGAAGCCCAGGAGAUGGAACCUGAUGUGCGGGACAAACCAGAUCUGCCAACAGAGCGCUCCGCAAGCAUGCCAGAAGAGAAGCUCCAAAGGAUCAUAGCUGAAGCAAAUGUGGCUCUUCUGAGCCAACACUUUUUCCCCCCAGAAAUGACUCCAUACCUCUCAAGUUCAGAGGUGCAUCAGUCACUUCCUAGUGUGAUAGGAGAACCCAAACAUGAGCCCCAGGUUAGUAACAUAGCUGGUCUCAUAACAGAUCAUGAGAGAAACCUUCAGCGAUGGAGUUUACCAAGCUUCCAUAGUCCUAGUACAGCAUCAAAUGCUGAUGCUGCACCACCUUCAACAGAUUCUGGGACAACUUCACAGCAAAGGACAUUCAGUGAUGGAAAAAAUGGUACUUCUGCUUGUGCUCCACAAACAUUUGAGAUGCAGGACUUAUGGGAAAACCUGGACAGUAAAGAAACAGCCAUAGUAGAAUUUUCUAAUGAGGAGAGCGAAAGAAAACUUUGACCAUUCUUCCUCUGGGUUUGACUGAACUUCUUGUCUUCUCUUGAACAUGGUUCUCAGAAAUUUGCUGAAAGUCCAAAAGGGCAGACUCAGUACUCAGACAAGUCAUGAACAACAUGCAACAGAGGAUUUGGGCACCUAAACAGGAAGCAUUGUGGUGACAUAUUUUAAGCCACUUUGUCACUGGCUUGAAAUCUGUGACUCUGUGGGAAAUACAUUUACAGAGAGUACUGGGAGCCUCAGGAUGUAUAUGGAAGUGAGCUGUGUAGACAUAACUAGAGGAAACACUAAGGUUAUCAGAAGAGUGGGUAUGAUUCUGUCUACUUUGGAUAUACACUGAACUCUGCUGCCUUUGUCUGCUCCAUCAGUUUAAGGUCCAAGACAUCCCUGUAAGAUCUACCAACAGAUUUGGUUUCUACUCAGGUGGCUCAAAAGCAAGAUGUGGGCUCGAUUCCUUUCUCAGCCUGGGGAGAUUCAGCCUAUCCUCUCUCACUGCCUGGAGGAACACUUGAAAAAUCAGGCCCCACAUUUGUGUAGGACAGUAUUCUGCCCCACUCCUGAUGAAGCUAUGCCACUAAAGAGCAGAAAAAAAUAAAAGGAUUAAAUGUUUAAUUUCAUUUUAAAUACUGGAAAGUGCAAAAUAGCUGAUGAGCUGGGCAUGCUAUGUUUGAGCCUUGGAGCACAUAUGUGGCAUACCCAGUGACAGUUUAUUGUAAAAUGAGGCUCCCAGGUGGCUUCCCUCAGGAUGACAGGGCUGCAGCACUCUCUCAAGAGGUGAUGGAACUGCAGGUGCAACUAAGCUUAGGGCUCCACUCUUGUGGAGAUCUUCAGCUGGAAGUGCACAGGCUGUAGUCAUCCCAGGCAGACAACAAAGUGACCCAUGACUCCUACCAAAACUGGUGUCCACUUCCUAAACCUCUCCCCCAUCCCCAUGCUAACCAGAUGUACCACACACAUUCUUAAUCAACCCAAACCUGAGUCAGCAAUAGGUGGGCUCCUGCUACUCCAGGGAUGACCAAACCUCCUCCCUAAACCUGCUGAUAGUGACCUGGCCUUUCAGCUAUCACUCCUGUAAAAGAAGUCUCAAAGUACGCCAGGAAAGCAGCCACAGCUCCUUGGGUUUAGCUCUCACCCACGUUUACAAAAGUGCAGUCUGGAGCAUGUUGCCAGCAUUCUUCCAUCAGUGAGUAGAGGACAGACGAGGGAGACACAAGGUAGCUCAGGGACUGAAAGAACAGAGAGAGGGGGCGACCAAAAGUUGUGAGUCUGCAACAACCAGCAAAAGCAGUAUGGACUGCAUGGACAGCAAGUCCACCCAGUUCUCGUGCUCAGAAGGUUGCACCUCAAAAAACAAACCAGCCUCUCUGCCAUAGUAACUGGUAACACCAGUGGCUCCUGGGAGACUUUAGGACUCCCUGAACCUGGGAAGGGAAUGAACAGACCUGCCUGCUCCUGCUCCUACAGCCAACAACUUAGGUGAGGAACCCUUCUAGCUGGUAUCACAUACAGCAGGACCCUAUCUCAUCUGGGUAGGCUUUGAACAAAAAUCAACUGCCCUCCCCACUUGUACUUCUUCCAACUUUAUUUCAGCCUAGAAAUUGGCUUCUGCUGCUGUAUGUUAGGCAUGGUCUGAGCAGAGCCACACUCCAAAUCCUCCAAAGACACUAGACAACAACACAUGUAUCCCGUCAGUUUAGGAAGCAGAGGACAUUUGGCCCAAGGAAGCACUGUUUAAACUCAUAUUAUGUGAAUUCCAGUUAUGCAGGAAAGCCAAGCACAGAUUUGCCAGGCACCUAUGGAAGGACUUCUUCACAGCAUGAGAUGAGGUGACACUGGUGUCUGACAGCAGCUUAUUGAAAUUUGAUCACAGUUUGGAGUCAGGCGUUCUGGUGCAACCUCACACUUGCCACUCCACAACAAGUGUUCGGGCAAUUCAGGUUGCUAUGUUUAGGUUUGACCAACAAAAUGAGAAACUCUGUGGAGUGAAAUUAUACAGAAAUAAACAGCGCCUUAGCCUAGCAAUCCAAUUUUCUUAAUGGCCCUUAUGCAACUUGUGGAAGCAUUCCCUUUUUCCUCCUGAUUCCCUCUUUCUUGUAGCUGAAGCCACACUUUUCAAUUCAAUGUUUCUCAAUCUAAUUGCAUCUGCAAUUGUCAAGGAACAUAAUUGACCAAUGUGCUUAACUUAAAUAAAUGGCUAAUUUUAAGUACAAACAGUACAUUUUAAGGACAGCCAGACAGCUCCAGUCACACAGCUAGAAACAAAGUAAAAGUAACUGCUGCUCUCCUCUACAGCACUUUUGUCAGAAGAGCAGUACAAGUUUCUGGAGAGUUUGGCCAUACUCCUCCCAGGCAAGCAUGUAUAGGAAGUGUUUUCAGCACCUGUGAAGGAAGCCUGGCCCACAAUCUAGCUCUCUCCUCACAGUACACAAGCCUGAGGAGCUGUGCUAGAGAACUGCUGUAAGGAAACUUAAACCAGAAAUUAGAGAAGACUCUCAAGUGUCCAGCACAAAUCUGCACUGAGAAUCCUGUCCCACCUACCUGCUCCCUCUAAUCCUUCACACAGCUUCCAUCAGGGCUUAAGGUAUUGGACCAAAAUGCUCUUUGUCCCCAACCCAGACAUCACCUUGUUUCAUCCCAGCACUGCUAAGCAUGAAAAGCCUUCCCAGUUUCAUCAUCGAGCUCUGCUCAUCUCAGCCUGGCUGCUGCCUAGGAGGCACACUGCUGCUUUCCACCACAACAUCAUACAUCUAAUCAGCAAUGAUUUUGCUCCCACUCGCUCUGCCAGCACUCCCUGGCCCUGCAACAGUGCUCAUUAUUUGAUGGAGGCUAAGGGUGGCCACACAGCAGCCAUUAGGUAGGUAAGAGCUUCAGUGAAGCCCCACAGAGGUGUCUAUUACACAUGCAGAUGCAUGCUGCAUUAGAGCUCUGAAGUCACGCAAUGCAAUCUGUAAUACACAGCCAGCAUUUCACACAGUGGGCCAGCUCCAGGUUAGCUGCAUAUUCUGUUCAUUGCUUCUAAAGAAGCUAGUGCUGGGAUGAGUUAUCAGAAAAAUUUCCUCUUGUCAUUUAGCCUGUUAACUCACUUUGGCAAACAUCAGUGUACUCUGAUUUGUAUUAAAUUGUCUUUUGAGAUUAUGUGCUCUCUUACACACUUCUCUCAGUAAACUCUUUGCCUUAGCAUGGUAAAUGGAGUAUUUUAGCAAACCUACCAAUCUACAAUUCAUGUUAACAGGUAUAAGCAAUGUUGAAUUAUUGUAUGAAUAAAGGCACUUUGAGAAACACCAUUGUCCUGGUU
This is a messenger RNA of Motacilla alba alba, 5564 nucleotides long. It is a transcript of the gene BEST3, whose product is annotated as bestrophin 3. The transcript is spliced from 10 exons. The coding region runs from base 266 to 2272 and encodes 668 amino acids. Gene Ontology annotation, molecular function: chloride channel activity. Lineage: Eukaryota; Metazoa; Chordata; Aves; Passeriformes; Motacillidae. The record is from RefSeq and is a predicted model, not a curated record.